This is a messenger RNA of Myxozyma melibiosi, 2796 nucleotides long. Its product is annotated as Gar1/Naf1 RNA binding region-domain-containing protein. Gene Ontology annotation, cellular component: sno(s)RNA-containing ribonucleoprotein complex. The record is from RefSeq and is a predicted model, not a curated record. Gene Ontology annotation, molecular function: RNA binding. The transcript is spliced from 2 exons. The coding region runs from base 1 to 2796 and encodes 931 amino acids. Lineage: Eukaryota; Fungi; Ascomycota; Lipomycetes; Lipomycetales; Lipomycetaceae. Gene Ontology annotation, biological process: box H/ACA snoRNP assembly; pseudouridine synthesis; ribosome biogenesis.
AUGGAGAACGACCCAGAAGCGCCAGGGGCUUCUCUGCCAGCUGAUCGUCCGUCAGUCCUAGUCGACAUCAGUAACUCGGCGCCUGAUUUACUGGAGACCCCUAAAGUAUCAAACGACGGCUACAACCAGAUAGCGGCGCAGGCUGAGGAUCGAGAGGACGCACUUCUCGCGGCGCCCACUGGAGAUAUAGUCGCUGCUGAGCAAAACGUCUCUGAUGGCAGUAUAGGUACUACAGCAGCCACCGCUGCCACCACUUCCACUACAGCUGCUGAUACCACUACUGCUAUUGCUACUUCUGCUGCACCUACUGAGACGGCGCCCACGUCUAGCGAAUCCACUUUCGAGGCAGCUCUCUCACUCCACUUUUCAGAAGAGCUUUCGAAAGCGACACAGCCAGCUGUCGAAAAUGAUAGCGAAGAAUCCAACAAGGAUGAUGCAACCGCCGAGGCUCAUGAAGAUGCUGAACUGGAAGCCACUCAUCCGUUCCUGAUUGAGGAGGCCGAUUCCGGAGCUGAGCCCGCGGAUCAGGAUGAGUCUGAUGAUGAUGCCUACAGCCCUGUAGUGGAUGCAAAGGAUGCCGAAGCCAAGGAAGAGUCUGAUGAUGCUUACAGCCCUGUAGUGGAUGACACACCGGCCCAAGGCGAAGACAAGGGCCCCUCGGAUACUGUGGUUCCUGGAGCUGCUUCUCAAACAAAGGAAUCGGUAGAUGAAAACUCUGAUUCCAGUUCUUCGGAUAGCUCUUCCUCGGACGAUGACGCCGAAGAAGGAGAAGUAAACGAGGACUCGGACGAGGAAUCAGCGGCAGCAAGCCCGGCAGCAGCUGGCGACGACGAUUUCGAGGAACCAGACACCGGCCCGCUGAAGACCAAGAACGAGAUUCUGGAUGUGCCCGUUAAGCCCAUUGAUGUCGAGAUUUCUCCGGACGAAAGAAUCGAAAAAUUAGGAGUAAUCCAAAGCAUAGUAGGAAAGCUUGUUAUUGUCGCCGGUCUGUCGACUGGCGAGUAUCAGGUUGUAGAUCAGGGUUCUGUGCUUGUCUUUGCCGAUCGUACUCCUUUUGGGAGGGUAUUUGAAACUCUUGGCCCGGUACAGAAGCCACUCUACUCUGUGAAGUUCUCCUCGGAUGCGGAGGCGGCGAAGUACUGGCCAGAUAUUCAAAAGGAAGUGUACUACGCGGUGCGAUACAGUACGAUCGCAUAUACGAGUGAGAUCAAGGCAAUCAAAGGAAGCGAUGCGAGCAACUGGAACGACGAAGAAGUCGACGAGAACGAGCAAGAGUUUUCGGAUGAUGAAGCUGAGAUGGAACAUAGAAGGCGGCUGAAGCUAAAGGAGAACCAAAAGAAGAAGAAGGACGCGCCAAAGCCGGACAACAAUCAAUCACCGCGUCUUCGUCGACCUACCGCGGUGGCGGCUGCGGCAUCUGGGGUGUCGUUUGGAGACUUGGCUGGCGAAGAUGUUGCAUUUCUCAAUCAAGUCGCGGCCGAAGCUGAGGCCAAGAAACGGAAACCUGAAGAUGAGAAUGGGGAUGACGACGACUACGAGCCUGAAUACGAGCCUACGGAUCCUAGCAUUACUACGGGCGCCGGAUCGUCCACAAAGGACGCCGGUAAACGCCAAAAUACAGAUCCUGCUGGAAACAAUUCAAAAGCCGCCAUCGUGGACGAAGAGCCAUAUCAUACCCUGACGCGGCCUACCGGCCUUCUUCUGCGCAAGGAUCAACCCCCGCCUCCUCGCCGCUCUUCUCCAACCAACUCGCGCUCGAAUGGCGGACGACCAGGGUUUUCUGAGGCGGGAAGUCCAGAGUUUGGUGGAAAUCUGACGCACACACAGAAGCGAAGGCUGCGAAGGAAAAGAAAGAAAGUCCAUGAGGGUGAUGGUGAGAAUGGGAGUGAGGGGCAGAGCGGGAGUGGCGCUGGUGCGCGCCAGGGAGAUUUUGCGAGAGGAGCACCACGAACAGCGGAGCCUGCUGACUACCGGUCAAACCCUUACCAAAGGCCGGCGGCGCAAAGAGGUGACUGGCGGUCACAGUCUUCAUCGUCCCGACCGUAUCAGCAACCUCCUCCAGCAACUCAGCAGUCUCAGUACAAUCCUUCAUAUCCAGGUACUGCACCCGCGCCGUUCUACGGCCAGCAGCAACAGCCCGAUAUUCAAAAUUUUGCGCACCAGCUACCUCCCGGAGCUCAUAUCAAUCCUGCUUUUGUUGCACAGUUGGCCAUGCAGCAACAGCAGCAGCCUGAGCAACUCCCGCCUCAGCCGUUCGUACAGGCUCCAGCGCCCGUUCACCCGGCGCCGUCACCUUUCGCGCCGUACCAAAGCCAGCCUGCACCUCUGGUGCAACCGCAGCCACAGCAGCAGACACAAGCGUAUUUGAAUAUGCUCCAGGCGCAACUUCGACAGCAAUUACUCACGCGAGUGUCGGCUCCGCCAUUGAUGCAGCAAGAUCCUAUUCCCGCUCCUAUCCAGGCUCCCAUCCAGGCUCCCAUCCAACCCCCGCCACAGCCUGUAAUGCCAGCGCCGGCUCCUAACUAUCAGAAUCAGACGCAGGCGCAACUACAGCAACAGCUACAAGCUCUCUUGCAUCAGAUGCAGGUCAACGCGGCGCAGUCUUCGCAGCAAGCCGGACCAGCUCCUGCUGCUGCACCGCCUGCGAAUAAUGCACCAGGAGACGCGUAUUCUCAAGUCCAGUACCAGUUAAACCUGCUGGGCGUCUUGGGUGCUGGCACUUCCCAGCAACAGCCACAACAGCCUCCUGGGCCGAAUAAUGGUGGCAGAGGCGCACCACCUCCUGGAAGAUACUGA